UGCUGAAGCAACAUACAUACCUUCUAUCUCUACAAAUCAACUAAUCAAUGGCAUUAGCCCCUCCUUUGGCUCCGACCUUUUCUUCUCAAUCAUGGAAUCAUGAUGUUUUCCUUAGUUUUAGAGGUGAAGAUACUCGGAAGACUUUUGUGGAUCAUCUCUAUAAAGCUCUUUUGCAACAAGGUAUCGACACUUACAAGGAUGAUGAAACACUUCCACACGGCGAAUCAAUCGGUUCAUCCCUCACGAAGGCUAUUGAGGAAUCACAAAUUGCCGUCAUAAUAAAAACUAUGCACAGUCGCCGUGGUGCUUGGAUGAACUUGCACAUAUUAUGAAAUGCAAGGAGACUAGAGGGCAAAUUGUGAUUCCUAUAUUUUAUAAUGUGGAUCCGUCUGAAGUGCGAAAUCAAAAACAAAAAUACGGAGAAGUAUUUGCCAAAUAUGAACCGGAAUACAAAAACAAAGUUGAAUCUUGGAGAAAAACACUUGUGGAUGCAUGUAACCUUUGUGGAUGGGAACCCAAGAACGUUGCGAACGGGCAUGAAUCAGAUGUUAUCAAAGAAAUUGUUGAAGAAAUUUCACUGAGGUUAGGGCCAGUAACUUCAAAUGCAAAUGAGAAGCUGAUCGGAAUAGAGGCCCGUGCUCAACGUUUGAAAUCCGAGUUACAAAUAAAGUCAGGUGGUGUGCGAAUGAUUGGAAUAUGGGGGGUUGGGGGUGGUGGUAAAACUACUCUUGCAUCUUCUAUAUAUGAUGAACUCUCUAGAGAGUUUGAUGGUUGCUGCUUUAUUGCAAAUAUUCGAGAGGAAUCAAGAAGGCGUGGUUUGGAAGAAUUGCAAGAAAAAUGCCUUUUAAAAAUGGAAGCAAACACUGUUGGAAGAGGAAGAUGCUUGAUAAAUAAGAGGUUUCGCCACAGAAAGGUCUUGAUUGUUCUUGACGAUGUCGAUCAACGUGAACAACUAGAAGCGUUAGCUGGAUCGCCUGAUUGGUUUGGUGAAGGAAGUCGCAUAAUAAUCACAACUAGAGAUGAGCAUUUAUUAAAAGCUCACAGAGUUGUGGUACAUGAGAUUAGCUUGUUAAACGCUGAUGAGGCUAUUGAGCUCUUUCGCAAGCAUGCACCCCAGGGUUCCAUGCCUAUGGAAGAUUAUGAGCAGCUUUCAAAAGAGGUGGUCUCUUAUGCUGGUGGGCUUCCAUUAGCACUUACAAUUCUUGGUUCUUGUCUGUGUGACAAAAACAUUCAGCAGUGGAGGAGUGCUUUAGCGAGACUACAACAGAUCCCUGAUGCUAAUAUUCUGGAAAAGCUAAAAAUCAGCUUUGAUGGACUUGCAAAUGUUCAGAAAGACUUGUUCCUUGAUAUUGCAUGUUUUUUCCGGGGGUGGAAGAAAGACAGGGCAAUGGAGAUACUUGAUGCAUGUGGUUUUAAUCCUGUUAUAGGAGUAGAGGAGUUGAGACAAAAGGCUCUCAUAACUAUUUCGGAUGGAAGAUUUAAUAUGCAUGAUCAGGUGCAAGAAAUGGGACACUACAUUGUUAGGGGGGAACAUCCUAAGAAUCCUGAAAGACAUAGUAGAGUUUGGAAGAAGGAAGAUGUUCUAACACUAUGUGCUAUGGAUGCGACAAUGGAACUUGACAAGAUUGAAGCAAUACAAAUUGAUUACAGUAGUUUUGGAGUACAUGAAGAACCUCCUCCUAUUGUUGCAAACAUAAGGAACCUUCGGUAUAUCAGAUGGAAAGGUGAUCCAAUCAAUCAUUUGGUUAAUAACUUUCCACCAAGGGAACUUUGUUGUCUAAUAUUGCGUACAGGCUUGCAAGACCAUCUUUGGAAUGGUUAUAAGUAUCUACCAAAUUUGAAGAUAAUGGAACUUUGGUAUUUGGAUAACCUAAUCAUGACACCAAAUUUUGAUGGACUUCCCAAGCUUGAAAGAUUCAUUCUUAAAGGAUCUCCACAUUUGAAAGAGAUUCAUUCAUCGUUUGGAGGCUUGGACAGGCUUGUUUGCUUAUGUAUAGUAAAGUGCGAGGGUAUAAAGAAAUUUCCAUCCAUUACUCGACUACAAAAAAUCGAGACCCUUUCAUUUGCAGGGUGCCCUAGACUUAUUGAGUUCUUAAAGAUCCAACAGAAGAUGGACAAUUUGGGAGAUGAAGACAUGAGCUCUGGUGGUGCUUGGGAGUCACCCAACUUAAACCACAUAGUGUUAUGUUUUCUUGGCAGAUGCUUAAGAGAUUUGUGUCUGGGCUUGUGUGGUUUUGGAGAUGAAGACAUCGGCUCUGCUGUUCGGGAACGAUUAUCUUUUUCUUGCCAAUACUUAAGAAAGUUGGAUUUGAGUGGUUGCAAUUUGGGAGAUGAAGACAUGAUCUUUGCUGUUUGGGAGUUACCAAACUUGCAAGAACUUGAUCUAUCACACAAUAAGUUUUCACGAUUAGAUUUUAUUCUCAUACGAACUCCGCGUCUCAAAAUUCUCAAUAUGUCAGAUUGCAUACGCCUUGUAGAAUUGUCAGAGCUCCCAUCAAGCAUAGCUAUUCUUAAAGCAAACAAUUGUAGCUCACUUGAAACAUUUGGAGAUAUUUCAAACUGUAAAUGGCUGUGGAAAGUCUCGUUUCGUGGGGUCAAAAAAUUACGUGAUCCACCUAAUGGUACAUUGCUAGACUCCAUGCUCAAGGGAAAUGCUUUUAAUGAUUACCGUAUCAGUGUCACUCUUCAACACAAUAUUCCAAAGGGGAUUGUUGGUAGGCUCUUACGAGGGAACGCAUUUUCACUGCGUCAUCUUCCAUGUAAUUGGUACAAUGAGUUUUGUGGGAUCUUAAUUCACGUUGUUACCUUCAAAGUAUUUCCAGAAAUUCAUAUAAUCAUCAAGCAGGAGGUCGAUGAAGUUUCUCGAUUUGAGCUUCAACGGGAAUCUAGUGAAGAACUGGAGUCUGAAUAUGAUGGAACAAAGACAUAUGUGGGAUAUGUUUCCUUUAAUUCAUUGAGGGGCAUUGCAUUCUUGAAUUCAACAUACAAUGUGAUUUUGAUUUCUCUACGCCAACAUGGGUUUCCUGUUGGAGCUGCGGAUAGAAUAGGAGCUGCACUCGUUCCUAAAAAUGAUCAGGUGCAAACAACAAAAAUCGAGACAGAUUGCUCAGAAUUUUGGGAUGAAGAUCAUUUUAGACCCACAUUUACGAUCAAACAAGAUUCAAAGUCAUAUAUUAAUAUUUUAUGGAGACCUAAUCAUUAGGACAAGAUUAGGACACAACAUCUAGCAAACUCAUAUAGAUAUCUUUCCUGCUUUUCUCUUUGAAGGAUUGCUCUGCCGCUUUUGUUUUUUGCUUCUGGCUUGGUAGUUUCUUUUACCAUCAUUUACUUUUUUUUCCUGCAUCUGAGUGUUGUUCUUUUUCUUUCUUCUAAUAACAGAAUCCUUAAUUAGAAUAUAUAUGGAUAUUUCAACAUAA
Messenger RNA from Lactuca sativa (garden lettuce), 3416 nucleotides. RefSeq names its product disease resistance protein Roq1. The record is from RefSeq and is a predicted model, not a curated record. Lineage: Eukaryota; Viridiplantae; Streptophyta; Magnoliopsida; Asterales; Asteraceae. Gene Ontology annotation, molecular function: protein binding; ADP binding. Gene Ontology annotation, biological process: defense response; signal transduction.